Messenger RNA from Gastrolobium bilobum, 966 nucleotides. Its product is annotated as aldose reductase. Gene Ontology annotation, cellular component: cytosol. The record is from RefSeq and is a predicted model, not a curated record. NCBI's taxonomy places the organism in Eukaryota, Viridiplantae, Streptophyta, Magnoliopsida, Fabales, Fabaceae. The transcript is spliced from 8 exons. Gene Ontology annotation, molecular function: aldose reductase (NADPH) activity. The coding region runs from base 1 to 966 and encodes 321 amino acids.
AUGGCACAAGCAGUUCUGCCACAUGAACCAAAGACACAGUCGUUUAAACUGUUGAAUGGUCAUGCCAUACCAGCUGUUGGAUUAGGCACAUGGAAAUCUGGUUCACAAGCCACUAAUUCUGUUUUCACUGCCAUUGUUGAGGCUGGUUACAGACACAUAGACACUGCUUCCCAGUAUGGAGUUCAAGACGAAGUUGGACAUGCACUUCAAUCUGCCAUGCAAGCAGGAGUGGAAAGGAAGGAUCUCUUUGUCACCUCCAAGCUAUGGUGCACUGAUUUGACCCCUGAAAGGGUUCGACCUGCCCUCAACAAUACCCUUCAAGAACUCCAACUUGACUACCUUGAUCUUUACUUGAUUCAUUGGCCAUUUCGAUUACAAGAUGGGGCCAGCAGGCCUCCCAAAGAAGGAGAAGUGUUAGACUUCGACAUGGAAGGAGUGUGGAGAGAAAUGGAGAAUCUUGUCAAGGAAAACCUCGUUAAAGACAUUGGAAUCUGCAAUUUCACUCUUAAAAAGCUUGAUAAGCUACUAAGCAUUGCUCAAAUAAUGCCUUGUGUUUGCCAGAUGGAGAUGCAUCCUGGGUGGAGAAAUGUUAAGAUGCUUGAGGCUUGCAAGAAGAAUGGCAUCCAUGUCACUGCUUACUCUCCACUGGGCUCAUCAGAUGGUGGGAGAGAUCUGAUCCAUGAUCAAACGGUUGAUAGGAUAGCCAAGAAGCUGAACAAGAACCCAGGGCAGGUUUUGGUGAAGUGGGCCAUCCAGAGAGGGACAAGUGUCAUUCCCAAAUCAACCAAGCCACAGAGGAUCAGAGAGAAUGUCAGUGUUUUCAAUUGGGAAAUUCCAGAACAAGACUACAAAGCCCUUAGCAAUAUACCAGAUCAGAGGAGAGUUCUUGAUGGUGAAGACCUCUUUGUGAACAAGAGCGCAGGGCCAUUGAGGAGUGUGGAAGAUAUCUGGGACCAUGAAGAUUAG